Messenger RNA from Saprolegnia diclina VS20, 1210 nucleotides. RefSeq lists its product as hypothetical. Bases 33 to 1136 code for a protein of 367 amino acids. The transcript has 4 exons. The record is from RefSeq and is a predicted model, not a curated record. Lineage: Eukaryota; Oomycota; Saprolegniomycetes; Saprolegniales; Saprolegniaceae.
UGGUGCUUCAAAAAUAGGUGCUGGCUUUUCCGAUGGACGAUGAACGCUUCGCUGCGGCCGCCGAGGACCUCCGGCGCCGCAACCGCGUCAAGCAGAAGCGGCUGCGCGAGCGCGUGGCCGCUGAGCGCCGAAGCCUCCGCGCGCAGGUCGCGACGCUCUGCAAGGCGCUCGCAGCGUCCGCGCACAAGCCCAACGACACGCUCUUGAGCUGGAAGACGAUCGCCGCCGGCCUCGCGCGGUCGACCGUCGAGUCGCGGCUCUCGUCCGUCAUGCUGCGCCAAGAGCUCGAGCGUACUUUGGCGCUGAGCGGCCGCAUCCAAGCCUGGGUGGCGUCCAUGCACCCGAGCCGAACCCUGCUCCCGGCGGCUCCGUUUAGCUGGAUCAACAUUACGCUCGUGGAUGACAUUGCGUCGCGCAAAGUCGGGCUCGACUGGUACACGCAGCACUUGUAUUUCAACACGGAGCGGAUGGUCGCCCUCUGCAACUUCCCGUCCCAUGGCGCCAUCAUGGACAACUUGAUCCUGGAGCUCGGCCAGGACCUCGUCGAUCUCAUUGGCCGCAUUCAAAUCGACUACGACCAGUCGCUCGAGGCGACGUAUGCGCUCUUGCGCGAUACGAUCUGGGCCGAGCUGCGGGGCGAUACGCACUCGUUUGUGUCCGAGUUUCUCGACCAAGAGCUCACGGAAGCGAUCGACCCGACCAUGCUGUACCGCCGGACGGUACUCGAGGUCGACGAGAGCAACUACUACGUCUGCCGCGAGUUUUGCACCGACGACCGCAUCGUGUUUUUGUUUGGGAAUUUCAGCCAGGACGCCCGGCAGCCCGAGAACCACCGAUGGCGCCCGCGUCUCUUCUGGUAUAUUUUGGAGCGCCAUGGUCCGCACCGGACGCGGCUCAAGGUCAUCAUGUACAACGGCCCGAAAAUGAUUUAUGGUCGACUCAAUACGUGGCGAAACGUACUGGAGAGCGUCAACGAGUACAACCCCGAGAAGACCGACGCGCAACUCUUUGCGCGGUACCGCGAGCUCGUCGACGAGCAGUUUUACCACCUCUUGCGUGUCGACUAUGCGUCGCUGACGCUGCAGGCGGGCGAGAUCGAGCGCUCGGCCGUCGAAAACGUCCACCGCAUCAAGUAAGAUAGACUUAGUACUUGGUAGUGUAUAAUCAAAACAAGACAUUUGUAUCUCUAAAAUCUCUAAAGAGGCUAUAG